AUCACAAUCUCCGAGUCUGCGUUCUCAAUCAACCCCAAAAAUCUCCACCCUCAAUGGGUGACGACACCACAUGGGAGCAGAGGCUCCAACCCAUAACCCAUAUCCUCACCGACCCCUCCGCCGCGGCCCAUCAGCCCCUCCACUCCCAGUUCUUCAUCGCCGGCCAAAUCCCCUGCUACCUCCGGUGGGACUACCCCCCGAUUCUCUGCCGCAAACCCCAGCCACUACUCGACCUCCGGUGGGGCUUCUCCCUCUUCCUCAGGAGGCUCUCCAGGUUCGGCCUCCCCGGGACCUCGUGGCGGAGCAAGUGCCCGUACCUGCAGCCGCCACCGCUCGUGCUGGCCAGAGGGGUGGAGGCGGCCCGGUGGGGCGCCGAGGAGCGGAGGGAGUACUUCAGGCGGCGGCUGCGGAGGCCGCGGCUGGGGAACGACAUGAACCCGCUCAUCCCCGUGCUCGUCCCGAACCUGAUCCUCUUCUCUCUUCUGCUGUGGGACCCAUUCCCUCACGAUCGAGAUUGAUCGGCCGCUUUGAUUUCAUCCUACGGUUCGGAUUUCUUCGUUACGUGCUCCAAAGAGUUGAAGCCUCGGGGAUUUGAUUUCAUAUGUGGUCUGUAAUUUGUGGAUUAAUUACUUCGUUGGUACAAAAAGUUUGCUCGAUGUAAUACUUUGGUUAAAAAAGAAUUUUUGAUAAUAAUUUGGUAUAAAACGUUUCAAUUUAUCUUAAUUAA
This is a messenger RNA of Punica granatum (pomegranate), 727 nucleotides long. Lineage: Eukaryota; Viridiplantae; Streptophyta; Magnoliopsida; Myrtales; Lythraceae. The record is from RefSeq and is a predicted model, not a curated record.